UUAAUCUUUGACUUGUUUUGAGUUAGCUGUAGUGUUUACAUUCACAACUCGUUGAUUCACAAGUUACUAACUUGUCAGAUUUGACUAGCAUUGAUCUGUACUAAACGAGGUUAGCUUCUCUUUUAUCAUGAAACCCACUAUUGCCGUCGAUGAAAUGUUCCCGGAAGGGGCUGGGCCCUACGCAGAGAUGGAAGAGGCAGAAGGUUCCUGCCGUCUUUUGAUGGAUCUUGCUGCCAAUGAGAAAGCUGUUCAUGCUGAUUUCUUUAAUGAUUUUGAUGACCUGUAUGAUGAUGAUGAUCUCCAGUAACUGAGUGGAAUGACAUUGGACUGAUGUGACAAUGUUAGCUGAAUGGACAGUACAAAAUUAUUUUAUUGUAAUGGACUGUAUAUUGUGAAGUGAGCCUAAUGUAAAUUACAGUGUUUGAAACAAAA
Molecule: messenger RNA, 432 nt
Organism: Bacillus rossius redtenbacheri
Lineage: Eukaryota; Metazoa; Arthropoda; Insecta; Phasmatodea; Bacillidae
Product: COP9 signalosome complex subunit 9
Exons: 3
Coding region: 128-307 (59 amino acids)
Biological process (GO): negative regulation of protein neddylation
Source: RefSeq, a predicted model, not a curated record